GAUUCGAUUCACUCUUCCUCUCUUCCUUCAUCAAUAUCCCAAAUCAAUCUCUCUCCUCCUCGAAACGUCUCUUAGGAAACCCUAAAAUCAGAAGUUGAGAUCGAUGGCCUCCUUCGCUCGCCGAGCCAUGAGCUUAGCUCAGAUCCAAUCUGCCCGUGUUCCCGCUUCUAUUGGUCAGCGACGUGGUCUCGCCGGCGCCGCUGAUCACCAUGGAUCUACCAAGGUUGACUUCUGGAAACAGCCCACGAACCCAGGAAACUGGAAAGAGGAGCAUUGGAUACAAGCUCGCCACUGGGGGAAGCAAAGAGAAGCCUGUGGAGAGUACACAAUGAGUUUCAUUGUCACCCGGAAGAAGACCUUUUAUGGAGAGACCUCUCAUUCUCAUGCACUUUGUUUUCCCUUUCAGCAUAUUGUGACUGGUCUUAUGUUUCAUUUGAAAAUAAUAUGCAUCACUUUUGUGAUUUGAUGAUGUCUGCAAUGGAUGAUUCUUGACAGUUUUGUGUUUCAUAAUAUCCUAUGUUUUAAACAGACAGGAUUUAAACGAAAGCAUUGUCUCGCGAUACGUAUCUUGAUAUAGGCUUUGGAUUCUUUUA
Molecule: messenger RNA, 593 nt
Organism: Capsella rubella
Lineage: Eukaryota; Viridiplantae; Streptophyta; Magnoliopsida; Brassicales; Brassicaceae
Exons: 4
Coding region: 104-466 (120 amino acids)
Source: RefSeq, a predicted model, not a curated record